AUGGAUCAAGGAAACCCCCAAGGCGAAUUGAACUGGCGCCUCAGUGCCCACCCGAUCACGCUACUUGUCUUCUUGGGCAUUCGGAUCGGCGCGCUAAUGAUGUACCUGUUUGGUCUCCUCUUCAUCGAUGACUUUAUCCUCGUCUUCAUCUUCACGCUUCUCCUUCUCUCCGCGGACUUCUACUACCUGAAGAACAUUGCUGGACGCCGACUGGUCGGUCUCCGCUGGUGGAACGAAGUGGACACGACAUCCGGCGACUCGCACUGGGUCUUUGAGUCUUCCGACCCCAAUGUCCGCACCGUCACAGCCACCGAUAAGCGUUUCUUCUGGUUGAGCUUGUACGUCACACCAGCUCUGUGGGUGGGUCUUGCGAUUCUCGCCAUCGUGAGACUGGUGAGCGUGAUCUGGCUGAGUCUGAUUGUUAUUGCCUUGAUCCUGACAAUCACCAACACCAUGGCUUUCUCUCGCUGUGACAAGUUUGGUCAGGCCUCGAACUACGCCAACUCGGCUCUGGGUGGUGGUAUCGUCAACAACAUCGCUGGUGGCCUGCUGGGCAGGCUAUUCCGGUAA
This is a messenger RNA of Penicillium arizonense, 570 nucleotides long. RefSeq names its product DUF846 domain-containing protein. Lineage: Eukaryota; Fungi; Ascomycota; Eurotiomycetes; Eurotiales; Aspergillaceae. Bases 1 to 570 code for a protein of 189 amino acids. The transcript is spliced from 4 exons. Gene Ontology annotation, biological process: protein secretion; vesicle-mediated transport. The record is from RefSeq and is a predicted model, not a curated record. Gene Ontology annotation, cellular component: Golgi membrane.